GUCCUACUGAUUUUGCAUCUAACAGUGCCCUUCCCCAUUCCAACAGGAUUAAGGGCAAAGAGCAAAAUAAGAGGAAGUUAGAAAUAAAUAAUAGUUAAAAGGCAAGUCCACAGAAUCUUCACCAGGUACCCAGUAACUGCCUGACUUGGGACUGAGUCAUCCUCUGUCCAAGCCAGGUAGCAGUUGUCACACCUGUGACGUUCAGGCAUGUUGUUGGUAAGAGCAAUCAGCACAAUAUAUAGUUCCAGCGGAAAUGUCCGGUGACAGAGCACCAUGGCUUCUGACAAAGGUCCUUCAGCUGGAGAUGCCACCUUGAGGAGGAGAAUUGAACCCUGGGAAUUUGAAGGCUUCUUUGACCCUAGAGAACUCCGUAAAGAGACCUGCCUCCUCUAUGAAAUCCAGUGGGGCACAAGCCAUAAGACCUGGCGAAACUCAGGCAAAAACACCACCAACCAUGUGGAAAUCAAUUUUAUAGAAAAGUUUGCUGCAGAAAGACAGUAUUGCCCAUCCAUUCGCUGCUCCAUCACCUGGUUCCUGUCCUGGAGUCCCUGUUGGGAAUGCUCCAAUGCUAUUAGGGGAUUUUUGAGUCAACACCCUAGUGUGACUCUGGUUAUUUAUGUGGCCCGGCUUUUCUGGCACACGGAUCCACAAAACCGGCAAGGACUCAGGGAUCUCAUUAAUAGUGGUGUGACUAUCCAGAUUAUGACAGUCCCAGAGUAUGAUCACUGCUGGAGGAAUUUUGUCAACUACCCACCUGGGAAAGAAGAUCACUGGCCAAGAUACCCUGUUCUAUGGAUGAAGCUAUAUGCACUGGAACUUCACUGCAUAAUUCUAAAUCUCCCUCCCUGUUUAAAGAUUUCAAGAAGAAAUCAGCAUCAGCUUACAUUGUUCAGACUUACUCUUCAAGACUGCCAUUACCAAACAAUUCCACCUCCUAUCCUUUUAGAUAUGGGGUUGAUACAACCUCUUGUGACUUGGAGAUGAAUAGAGUGGUUCCUUCCAUGACACUGUUUCUGUAUCAGGCACUGAAAACCCAUGGAAGAGUGAAUGCUUUUGGAAUGUAGAAAUUUUCAGUUUGUGUUUCUAUACAUCAAAAAUGAAUCAUCCAAAAAAGAAAUUAAAAAAAAAAAUCCUAGUCACAAUAGCAUCAAAAAUAAAAUACCUCAGAAUAAAUUUAACAAAGGAAGUGAAAGGUUUGUACACUGCAAAACCCAGGACGUUGAUGGAAGACAUUGCAGAACAUGCAAAUACAUGAAAAGAUAACCCAUGUUCAUGGGUCAGUAGAAUUAAUUUUAUUAAAAUUUCCAUACUACCCAAAGUGAUCUGUAGAAUAAAUGCAAUCUGUAUCAAGA
This is a messenger RNA of Canis lupus familiaris (dog), 1352 nucleotides long. It is a transcript of the gene APOBEC1, whose product is annotated as apolipoprotein B mRNA editing enzyme catalytic subunit 1. The coding region runs from base 274 to 984 and encodes 236 amino acids. Gene Ontology annotation, biological process: cytidine to uridine editing. Gene Ontology annotation, cellular component: nucleus; cytoplasm. The record is from RefSeq and is a predicted model, not a curated record. Lineage: Eukaryota; Metazoa; Chordata; Mammalia; Carnivora; Canidae. The transcript is spliced from 6 exons. Gene Ontology annotation, molecular function: zinc ion binding; RNA binding; cytidine deaminase activity.